UUGGCUGUGGAUCAACAGUCCUCCCACGAACUUCCCCUGUCCGCAGGUGCUGUUGUUUUUUCGUGGUGCCCUACGUGACAGCUAGCUGUGCACCUUGCUCGAUGACAAGGGGUUGUCACUGCUGCUGCUGUUGAGUGUGCUGUGCGUGCGUGCGUGCGCGUAUCCAUGUCUGCGUCGCUCCCUCAACCCCAGCACACGAAAUCGCACCACACCAGUACGAAGACAGGAAGUGAUUACGUACACUGGCCGACGACAGCCUCUGAACUAAGUGAUAUGUCGCGUUUCAAGCGUUCGGGAGAAAGCAGGGAAGUUUGGGACCCGGAGGCACAUCCGAGUCAAACGCUCUUCUUUCUAGUAGACACCAGAGACAAUACUCUUGCGCACGGAAGGACGCGCCCGCCUUCACGAGGUGGCCACUACGUGCUCUUCCUCCUCUCUGCUCUUCUUUGCUGGCGGCGUUGCCACCACAUUUAG
Messenger RNA from Ectocarpus sp. CCAP 1310/34, 474 nucleotides. NCBI's taxonomy places the organism in Eukaryota, Phaeophyceae, Ectocarpales, Ectocarpaceae. The record is from the annotation of a GenBank genome assembly.